Messenger RNA from Aureobasidium namibiae CBS 147.97, 1164 nucleotides. RefSeq lists its product as uncharacterized. Bases 1 to 1164 code for a protein of 387 amino acids. The record is from RefSeq and is a predicted model, not a curated record. The transcript is spliced from 3 exons. NCBI's taxonomy places the organism in Eukaryota, Fungi, Ascomycota, Dothideomycetes, Dothideales, Saccotheciaceae.
AUGACGACUCAGCUGCAUACAGAUCCUCGCCAGCCUAGGUCGCUCGCGGAUAUGACGACUCGUUUACUUACAGCUCUCCAUUCGGAAUCCCGAUCUGUCUACUCACGUCUCAAAUUGAGUCUCGAAGUCGUUGCGGAAGACCGCUGGUACAGACAUGCGGAAAUGGUCGUGUGCUCCAUCUUUUGCGCACAUGAAGACGAAGACUAUGACAGUUGGACUGCGCGAGCCAUCGACUCCGAGUGGCACAAAGACUCUCACGGUUACUCCAUUGACAUAGUCGUAUCAAAGAUACGCACCGUUCUUGAAACCAACGGCAAGAAUACCCCUGUGGUCCACAGAAUCAGAUUCCUUGUCUGGUUGGGUCUUCUUACGCAGUGUUGGCACGAGGCUGAGCUCCUCAAAUGGCUGGCUUGUCAAGAGUACCUGCUGUAUCUAUGCCGCGGUGGCACAGUUGACUUUGGUAUCGACUUGUGGCUGGACACACUGUGUAAACGCACUAAACAAGCACUGCCACGCCUGCACUCAGACCUAUCAGUCCUAUUGACAACCGUGGGUAUGAGAUCCAGAAAAGGCACAGAUUAUGCCAUCACAGAGCCCAAUACCGUCUUCCGCGAACCGAGGAUCGUGCAAAGCCUAGCCAGCGGUCACGGUCUGGAUGCCUGGCCCCGCAACAUAUCACCACCUACAAAUCAGCAGAUCAAUAAUAAGCCCCAGAUCGAACUGCAGACUGCGGUUCAUCUCCGAGCACUCCAGGACAAGGAAGUCAUGCUUGAAACAGCGCUGAAAGUCUCUGGAUUAAGACUCUUGAAGAGAAGAGACGACCUUGCGGCCUACUGUGAGCAGAUCGACAACAUCCCAACUUGCCAGGGCCAGGAGCUGGAUACCAUCAUGCCAGUCUCCAAGUUUGCGCAGGCCGCAGAGCACAACGACAUGGAAAUGUGGCGCCGUCUCGAUAUGGAAAGACAGUCCAUCCGCAUCACCAUUGGACGAUUGCAGAAGCUUUUGGGCAUUGAGAAGAAGAUGAACCACAACAGAAACAAGAAUAAGAACAGGGCAGCAAAGAAGAAGGAGAAGAAGCUGCAGCAGGGCAAGGCAACAGCGAACCAAGGGGACACCGACCACGAGGCCGAGGCCGAGGCAGAGGUGGAACCCCCUUCCAUCUAA